Molecule: messenger RNA, 1842 nt
Organism: Nezara viridula (southern green stink bug)
Lineage: Eukaryota; Metazoa; Arthropoda; Insecta; Hemiptera; Pentatomidae
Source: the annotation of a GenBank genome assembly
AUGAAUAUAUUGAGACAUCUCGGCCAAGAAGUGUUUUACUGUAAGAGGGUUUUCAUAGUCAAUGCGAAAAAAGUUGUAAAAUUUUCUACUAGUUAUGAAAAAGUACAUGUGAACAUUGGUACAAUUGGGCAUGUAGAUCAUGGAAAGACGACCCUUACUGCUGCUAUUACAAAGAUAACUUCUAAAGCUGGCCUGUCAAAAUUCAUUUCUUAUGAUGAAAUAGAUAGAGCUCCAGAAGAAAAGGCACGAGGUAUCACCAUAAAUGCCUCUCAUAUUGGAUAUAGUUCAAAGCUUCGCCAUUAUGCCCACACUGAUUGUCCAGGUCAUGCUGAUUAUAUUAAAAAUAUGAUUUCUGGCGCAUCUCAGAUGGAUGGAGCCAUUCUAGUCGUUGCUGCUUCUGAAGGUCCCAUGCCACAAACAAGGGAGCAUCUUCUUUUAGCAAGACAGGUGGGAGUUAAGAAAAUAGUUUUGUACAUAAACAAAUGUGAUUUGGUAGAUAAUGAUGUCUGGGAACUUGUAGAAUUGGAAAUGAGAGAAAUGUUGUCUGAUUUUGGAUUUGAUGGUGGAGCUCCUGUCGUUUUUGGAUCAGCUACCAAAGCUUUAAAUGGAGAUACUAGUCCUAUUGGUGAAGAUUCAAUUUGGAGACUAUUAGAUGCAAUUGACAGUUACAUUCCUAAUCCAUCACGAGACUAUACCUCUCCCUUUUUAUUACCAAUCGAUAAUUCUUUUACAGUUCCUGGAAGAGGCACAGUUGUUGUUGGCACUCUUAAACGUGGUAUAGUAAAGAAAAAUUGUGAAGCGGAUUUGUUAGGUUUUGAUGUCAAAUUAAGUACAACUGUUUCGGACAUCCAAGUUUUCAAAAAAUCUGUUCCUAGUGCAAAUGCAGGAGAAAAUGUUGGAAUUUUGUUAAGAGGUAUAAAAAAUGAUUCAGUUGCUAAAGGUGCGGCAUUUUUUAUCAAACCUAUGCGUGACAGAGAGUAUGUAACACUGAUUGACCUUUUCCAAGAAUUGUAUGGCAUGAAUUAUGGAGCUUUGCUUGUUUUCCCUGUUGUAAUGGCUGAAUUUUUUUGGGCUGCUUCUGUCCUUAACUCCCUAGGGACAACAUUGGAAGUGAUUCUCCACAUUGAUCCAAUCUGGGCCAUCGUGAUAAGUGCAUUUUUUGCUGGUCUUUACACUAUAAUCGGAGGCCUUGUGAGUGUAUCUUAUACAGAUAUUGCUCAGCUUGGAUUUAUUGUUGUUGGACUGGUUUUGGCAGCUCCAUUUGUUGCAUAUUCAGAACAUGUUGAUGUUAAUAGAGAAUCAGAUUUUAUGGGAACAAUCGAAACAGGGCAUAUUGGGACAUAUAUUGACGACUAUAUAACUCUUUUCUUAGGUGGGAUUCCUCUGCAGAGUUAUUUUCAACGAGUUUUUUCCAUCAAAAACACAAAACUUGCUCGAAUGAUGUCAAUUUGGUCAGUUAUUGGGUGUGGUCUUAUUGCUAUACCUUCUACUUUAAUGGGUUACUAUGCUUUAAAGACAGACUGGGGAAAAAUUGAAGGUUAUGGAAAGCAAAUACCUGAAGAAGAUUAUGUUCUAGUUUUACCUCUGGUGCUUAGAUAUCUUACACCCAAAUGGGUUGGAGUUUUAGGAAUGGGUGCUGUAUCUGGAGCUGUCAUGGCUUCUGCUGAUUCUGCACUAUUGGCAUCUAGCUCAAUGAUUACAAGAAAUGUUUAUAAGCAUUGCAUCAGAGUAAACGCUGAAGACUUUGAAGUAGUGUUGGUAUUAAGAAUAACUAUUGCUGUUGUAACUUGUUUAGCAUGUCUGAUUGCUCUAAGUUUGACUACUGUUUAUCAUCUUGCGUAA